UGUCAGCUGUCAUCUUUGUCGAAUUGUGGAAUUUGAAAAGCCUAAGCCACAGACCGCAGAGAAAAAGUAUUGAAAAGAAAAACAUCGAUUUGGUUUGGUUAUCUUUUUCCACCCUUUUCCAAUUAAACUUGCCGCACAUAAUUAAGAAAGGCCGGUACAAUGGCAAUGACGAAAACGAAUAUGCUGGUGCGCUCCCUGAGCACAUCAUCGGCUGCGGCCCAGCUUGUUAAGCCUCCUGUACAAGUAUUUGGUUUGGAGGGUAGAUAUGCUUCAGCUCUAUAUUCAGCAGGUACAAAGAGCAAAAGCUUGGAUGCAGUUGAGAAGGAACUGACUCAGUUCCAACAGUCUAUUAAAACCGAUGCAAAGCUGAAGGAGUUUAUCAUUAACCCUACUCUCAAGAGAAACCUUAAAGUAGAUGCCUUGAAACAUCUUGCUUCUAAAACAAGUCUUUCUCCUACUACAGCCAAUCUAUUGGGAAUAAUGGCUGAAAAUGGCCGUCUUGAUAAAUUAGAGGCAGUGAUCAAUGCUUUCAAAAUUAUGAUGGCCGCUCACCGUGGAGAGGUCACCUGUGAGGUCAUCACUGCCAAACCAUUGGACCAGACCCAGAAGCAGAAUCUGGAAGCUGCACUCAAGAAAUUCCUGAAAGGCAAUGAAACCCUGCAACUCACUGCUAAGGUGGACCCAUCGUUGAUUGGAGGCAUGGUUGUUUCAAUUGGUGACAAAUAUGUGGACAUGAGUGUUGCCAGCAAAGUAAAGAAGUACACUGAACUCAUUAGUGCUGCGGUUUGAGAAUCUAAAUAAUCCAGUACAAUGAUGUACUGUACAAUGUAGCAAAGAAUUAUUUAUCUGUAUGUUAGUCAUGUUCCAUUUGGUUAAGUAAAGAUCACAAACAACAUGACAAGUAAA
Messenger RNA from Bicyclus anynana (squinting bush brown), 906 nucleotides. RefSeq names its product ATP synthase subunit O, mitochondrial (gene ATPsynO). NCBI's taxonomy places the organism in Eukaryota, Metazoa, Arthropoda, Insecta, Lepidoptera, Nymphalidae. Bases 160 to 789 code for a protein of 209 amino acids. Gene Ontology annotation, biological process: proton motive force-driven mitochondrial ATP synthesis. The transcript has 4 exons. The record is from RefSeq and is a predicted model, not a curated record. Gene Ontology annotation, molecular function: proton-transporting ATP synthase activity, rotational mechanism.